This is a messenger RNA of Synchiropus splendidus (mandarinfish), 5603 nucleotides long. Its product is annotated as hepatocyte growth factor-like. Gene Ontology annotation, biological process: proteolysis. The record is from RefSeq and is a predicted model, not a curated record. The coding region runs from base 124 to 2310 and encodes 728 amino acids. The transcript is spliced from 19 exons. Lineage: Eukaryota; Metazoa; Chordata; Actinopteri; Syngnathiformes; Callionymidae. Gene Ontology annotation, molecular function: serine-type endopeptidase activity; signaling receptor binding.
UUUGCUGGAGAGACGGACGCGGUGUGGCGGAUCAGGGGCUCCUCCUGCUCCGCGGCGGCUCCUGGACUUGACUUGGACCCUGACACUCACUCUCCACCCCCGGACUCUCAGCUGGCAGGCGACAUGAGGACGCGCGUGUGGAUGGAUCCGCUUCUGCUGGGACUCCUGCUCGCUCUGCUGGACGCACGUUGUUGUAGAGGCUCCCGACAGUCCUUGCAGAAGUUUGAGAAGACUGAGAACCACGUGCUGCUUUGCACAGACUGCCCUCUACAGCCGUCGGUCCGAGAAAAUCAAUCGCAAGAACAGUGUGCUCGCAAGUGCAUGAAAGUGAAAAGCUUCAACUGCAGGGGAUUCAACUUCCAGAGACACAACAGGAAAUGUCACUUGCUUCCCUUCGACCGUUUCACGCACGGCGUUCAGAAGAAGCCCAACACCAACUUCACGCUGUACGAAAGUAAAGAAUACACCAGGGAGUGUGUCAACAGCAUCAAGGACAACUACAGAGGCCGCAGAUCCUGGACCAAGUCAAACAUAACGUGUCAAGCUUGGUCUGAUAACAACAUCAACGAACACACGUUCUAUCCCGACCACUACCCCGCGCAGGACCUGAGGGACAACUUCUGUCGGAACCCCAACAACCAUCCAGGGGGUCCCUGGUGCUACACCACCGACCCCAACGUGCGGUCUGAGGAGUGCGGCAUCCCCAACUGUGCCGAGGAGGUCUGUAUGACCUGCAACGGGGAGGAUUACCGGGGCAAGGUGGACCGCACAGAGACUGGCAAAGAGUGUCAGCGCUGGGACUCGGCAAGGCCUCACCGGCACAGCUUCCAGCCCAAAAGGUUCAGGGACAAGGACUUGAGGGACAAUUACUGCCGGAACCCGGAUCACCGCCUUCGCCCCUGGUGCUUCACCAUGGAUCGGAAAACGCCGUGGGAGUACUGCAACAUCUCAGUGUGCGAGCCGGACCCUUCUGAGGACCCGCAGGUCGACGUGACGUCCACCUCCUGUGUGACGGGGGACGGCAGAGACUACAGAGGAACCAUGAACGUCACUCCAGAGGGCGUGACAUGUCAGCGCUGGGACUCGCAGUUCCCCCAUAAACACUCCUACCUUCCUCACCACUUCAGAUGCAAAGACCUGAGGGAGAAUUACUGCCGUAACCCCGACGGCGCAGAAAGCCCCUGGUGCCUCACCACAGACCCCAAACAGAGGACGGCCAGCUGCACCCACAUCCCCAGGUGUGACGCUGAGGCCAGACAGAAACUGGAGUGCUACGAGGGCGCGGGAGAGCAGUACAGGGGCAGGCUGGCCGUUACCCGAUCCUGGAUCCCCUGCGCCAACUGGUCAACUCACAUCAACAGUCAGGACUCUCACUCCACGGUCUCCCAUGUCGGACUGGAGCAGAACUACUGCCGGAAUCCGGACCGAGACAAACACGGCCCUUGGUGCUACACCAACCCAAACACCCGCUUGGCAUGGGACUACUGCAAGCUGCGGCGCUGUGAAGCCGCUGCAGCGACUCCGGCUCCCAACAGUGACACAACUGGAGCGACUCCAACGACAACAAGCUAUCAAACCAGACGGAAGAUCUCCUGUUUCGUGCACAUCAACACCAGGAUCGUCGGAGGGCAUCAGGUCCGAGGGGACGAGGGCAGCUGGGUCGUCAGCAUCCAGAGAGAGAAGGCUCACCUGUGCGGGGGGUCUCUGAUCAGGGAGGACUGGGUGCUGACGGACCAGCAGUGCUUCACGUCCUGCAUCCCUGAUCUCAGGGAGUACAGUGUCCAGGUGGGCUUGGGCUCCCUGAAGAACUCCUCCGGUCAUCCCAGUCUGCAGAUCUCACGCCUGAUCUGUGGCCCCGAGGGCUCCAACCUGGUGAUGCUCAAGCUAGCAGACCCCGCACCCGUGUCUCAGGGAGCCUCCACCAUCCACCUUCCAGUCAAGGAAUGUCACAUCGCAGAAGGCACCAACUGCACCAUGUACGGCUGGGGCGAGACCAAAAAUACCGGGCAGGACGAGGUGCUCAACAAGGUGACCAUGCCCAUGGUGGACAAUGACAUGUGCUCGCAAAUCAAAGGCGGCGCCGGAGACAGUCGCGUAUGUGCAGGCGGCAACAGAGGAGAAGGAGUCUGUGACAGAGACUACGGGGGUCCGCUGGUGUGUCAGGAGCACGAGCGCAGGGUCAUCGUCGGCGUCAGCAUCCAGCGGACCAAGUGCGCCUCGUCUCGCCCGGCCCUGUUUGUGAACGUGGCUUUUUACUCCGAGUGGAUUUACAAAGUGUUCAGACAUUACCCGACGGCGGAGACGAACUGAUAACGCGGGGCGGGGGACGGACUCCGCGGGGGAGUUACCCCAGACUGACGCGGCGCCAGGGAAUUCCAGGACCUCUCCGGGAUGGAACCGCUCUGGAUCGUGGGAUUCUCCUGGGGCUGAAAAUCAGCAGCUCGCCCCUCCAAACGUCAAGUCCAGCGUCUUAUCAACCAAAGUCUUGUGCACAUCUUGGAACUCUACAUCGACUCGUUCAGAAUUCCUGAAGCCAUGCGAACGACAGUGACUCACCUGGAUGAUACUUGAAUACGAACGAAGGUCGUCACUUCAUAAUCUCCCCGUCUGUGGGUGGAAUUGUGUUUUUAAGUUGGGCUGCUUUUAUUGUUUCUUCGGCCUGGAAGUUCGCAGGUUUACACGAGUGCGUUCUUCCACAGCCGCUCAGAACCUUGGUCCUCGCUGGCCUGUGUGGUGGUGGACACCAGCAGCGCUACUAUGCCAAAGCCUUCGUGAUCUUGUGCUUCUAGCAUGAGAGUCAACACUACGUUUGGUCUCCAGUUUGGAGGAAAGCCUGGCCCCUGGUGGGCUGUGUGGUCAGUAGGAUAGAGAUAUAUAUAUUUCUAAUCACGCUGCGAUGGUUCCGUCAGCGUUUUAUGGGUCUCAUAGAUCUGACACAUCAGAUUGGCGUUGUGCUUCUUCUGAUAUAUUUAAAGAGAAUAGCAGCUUCUCGGUCUAUUUAUUCAGCCUCUGCGAGUGAAAGGAGGUUUCUCUGUGUAUUUAUUAUUUUCCACACUCUCACAGUCUUGCAGCCUGUAAAGACCUGAAAUGUUACCAAACAAGUUUUUUUUUUUAUCCUGAUUCAUCCACCAGAGUUUUAUCUUCUCUGGAGUUCUUAUCUUUUCCCUCCAGGGCAGACAUGUCACACUCAAUCACACACGGGGCCAAAAAAUGCAUUUCCAUUGAACCGCCGUGAACCGGCUUUCUGACAGGAAGUAGGCUAAACUGACAUCCGUCUCGUUCGUUCCUGCAGUUCCCCUUCGAUCGGCGUCGAGGUGUGAAGCUUCAUCACUGAGGUCACCGUUUUGUGUUGAACCUUCCACCUCUCUUGCGGGCCUCCUGAGAGGACUUGUUGGGCCGGAUUUGGCCCACAGACCUCGAGUUUGACUCGGGUGCUCCAGACAUUACCGUGAAGAUUUGUUCUUCACUUGGCUGCUGAGCUGCCAUGCACUCGUUAAAAAUAAUCAUCUUGAGGUGGAAACCUGUCUGCGAGUCCCGUCUUGUCCCCACCCAUCUUCACCUCUCCUUCCUGCCACCUUUCCCCCACAAGAUCAGCACAGCUUCAGCAGCGUAUGAGUGUGUUUCACACCGUUUGUCUGCAUACACAUCGUUCCCACAGGGGGCCGUCCGGUCUUCACCACUUUGAUCCCGAGCCGACUCAUGUUUGCUUCAACGUUCCCACGAGGUGUUUCCGAUGUCGCACUGCCUUUUAGCGCCUGGUCCUGUCAGUCCAUUCUCACCGACUGCGACAGUGGUGCUGACUCACGUGACUGAUCCUGGUGUUUGCACCUCCCCACGUCUUGUCCUGUUCAAACGAGGGAUUAUUUUAUUAUCCUAGGUGUUUUACAUUUCCACGUCCACCCUUGUUUUCAUAAACGCUCCCCAAAAGAAGUCCUCUUUUCUCGAGACAAACUUGUUCCCACGCCGUGGAUGGGAUCCCACGAGGAUCAGUUUGGUAGCGUCUCUCUCUCCGUCGCCCCCGUAAGCUGUAUGUUGGCCAUGAAGGUGAAUAGAAUUCUGAUAUUGAAAGUGGAAUCUCAUGUGUCAAACUCACGGCCUGAGGGCCACAUUUGUCUGAACAGGUCAGACCAUAACACAGUGCGUUCUUACGAGCUGAGCUGGAAAGAGGAGCCUCCAGAACAAACAAGGAUUCUGUAGUUUAUCGUUGCAUGUACAGACAUUGUUUAGCAUGGAAAGCUGAGGCUGCGCUUCUCACUCUGUCUUCAGUUGGAGGAGUGUAUCUUGGGGCCUUGUUCGCAGGUUAGGGGAGGGGGGAGCGACCUUCUUUCAACUGUGGGCAACGUUUAGCGUUUGAGUUCUACUUUCUUAGACAACAAUAUCGCAGAUACACGCGGCCAAAAUGAGUGUCUAGCCCUGUGUGGCGGGACUCCUUUACAGUAUGUUCACACCUACCGCGAUUCAAGCAACAAAGGCGAAUGACUUACAUGUGAAGUUGGGCGGCAAUGACUCGUCAACAUAGUCGACUAUAAUCAGUCGCUGAAGGCUUCAUGUGCAGACAAGGCCUGAUGUCAUCGCCACGUGGACAUGUUUUCAUUCACUGCAAUUGGACGUGAUGCUGCGCUCGUCUCCCCCGAAGCACCGUGUGCCGACUAGUCGAGUAAGGGUGAAGAUGACUCGUCAACUAUCAAAAUAGUCAUUAUGUCGAGCAGUAAAGUGAAGUAAAUGUACUGCAGAGGUUAGACAUUGUUGUGGACACGUGUUUGUGUGUGGCGUUUGGUGCGAGGAGGUGACGCAUGCAGAGAGGAAGUGAAAUGGAAGAGAAGCUGAUGGCAGCGGUUGCUAACGUUCAGGACUGCCCGAGCUGCUCUAAAGGAUCCGAUGCACCCAGGGAAGGCGGCGCCCAAGUCUUUAGUUGCUCUACACUUUGGCCUCUCUGAUCUGCCAUGUUGACACGCCACUAACUUAAGCCCCUCCCCCAGUAGGCUGACCUCCUUUUUAAGCACGACUUGAGAAGCGUCGGGAUAUCGCUUUGGCGGCUGACUCAGGUGUGAGUGUCGCCAGUGUCGCCAAGUCACGUUGAGCGUGAACGUACAUGAGAGAACGUCACUUACUGACGUCUGUGGACUCAUGCGGCCCACGUUGUCGAAAAGACCGCGUGGAGACCGGCGCAUGCUGAGGGUGAGGCUCAUCAUCGGUCACCUGGCAGAGACUGGCAGUAGAUCUGGAUCAGGAGAAGCCAGUUGCUUUGCCCUUGGUUCAUGACGUGGUUUCCCCGGUAACAACGCUGCAUUCUCCCACCCUGCGGUUCCACAGCUGCUCCGACAGCAACAUGAAGGAAAGCGACUGUGACUGUCGUUUGUACCAAAGAGUGUGAGCCAGGCUGCUCUUCACCGCCGAGGCCUUGCCCCAACGCUUUGUUGCACAAAUGUGAAAAUCUGAAGCAAGAAGGAAGAAGACGUCAUGUUUGUUGAUGUGUUUUUCUACCUAUUUAAUGCCACGUCAUGUAAAUAAACUCGGCGCUGUCCUUUUGUAAAUAUCAUUCAUGUUCUGAUGUGUGAACUAUAAAAGCUGCUACUUUGUGUAUCGUUCAGAAUUUUGUAUCU